GCCGCCACUUCCGGCAGGGUGAUGGGGUGGUGGCGGUGGCCGCCGCCGCCGUCGCUCUGGGGCCGGGAGCUGCGGCACUGCCGCUUAGCGCUGCUGCUGCGGCGGCGGCAGGUCAAUUUUAUUGGCGUAUAGAAAAGGAUGAUGGCAGGCAGUAGCCAGCUUUGCAUUCAACGUUGGACUACCAAGAACGUGGCCAAGUGGCUGAAGGAAGAAGGCUUCUGUGAAUAUGUGGAUGUUUUGUGCAAUAGACACAGGCUAGAUGGAAUUACAUUGCUGACACUUACUGAGUAUGAUUUACGAUCCCCUCCUUUGGAAAUCAAAGUCCUGGGAGAUAUCAAAAGGCUAAUGUUGUCCAUACGCAAACUACAGAAGCAACAUAUUGAUGUCCUAGAAGAGCUGGGUUACAACAGUGAUAGUCAUGUUGGCACAGGCCCAAGUGUUGGGUCUCUACAGGGCACAGAUUGGUUUUGUAAUGGUGAAGUACCUCGGGACUAUGAUGGACCAAUUACUGACUCAAAUGGUGAUCAGUAUCAAUAUGCAAAUGGGAAAAACAAGCACUCUACGAGAAGACUGGACCCAGAAUAUUGGAAGACAAUUCUAAGUUGUGUGUAUGUCUUCAUAGUGUUUGGCUUUACAUCAUUUGUUAUGGUUAUAGUACAUGAGCGAGUACCUGACAUGCAAACGUAUCCACCUCUACCAGACAUAUUUCUAGAUAGCGUCCCUAGAAUACCAUGGGCUUUUGCUAUGACUGAAGUAUGUGGUGUAAUUCUUUGCUACAUUUGGCUGUUGGUUCUUCUGCUUCAUAAACACAGAUCUAUACUUCUGCGAAGGCUGUGCAGCCUCAUGGGGACAGUAUUCUUAUUACGCUGCAUUACAAUGUUUGUUACCUCACUCUCUGUGCCAGGCCAGCACUUGCAGUGUACUGGAAAGCUGUAUGGCAAUGUUUGGGCAAAACUUCAGCGGGCAUUUGCAAUAUGGAGUGGCUUUGGCAUGACUCUGACUGGAGUACAUACAUGUGGAGAUUAUAUGUUCAGUGGCCAUACUGUUGUCCUGACAAUGCUCAACUUCUUUGUUACAGAAUAUACGCCAAGGAGCUGGAACUUCUUGCACACCUUGUCCUGGGUCCUGAAUCUCUUUGGAAUCUUCUUUAUUUUGGCUGCGCAUGAACAUUACUCUAUAGAUGUCUUCAUUGCCUUUUACAUCACUACAAGACUCUUUUUGUAUUACCAUACACUGGCUAAUACUAGAGCAUAUCAACAGAGCAGGAGAGCAAGGAUCUGGUUUCCUAUGUUUUCUUUUUUUGAAUGCAAUGUUAAUGGUACUGUUCCCAAUGAGUAUUGCUGGCCUUUUUCAAAACCUACUAUACUGAAAAGAUUGAUUGGCUGAAGAGUGUGUAGGAAACAUCUAUUCUCAGGAAGUGCAGGAUUCUAUUCUGAAUUACAACAUGUGGUGAGGUAUGCACUUAAACUUGCAAAGUUGUUGAUUCUGAAAAGAGCCAUGGCAGUGCUAACUGGCAUAGCCAUGUUUAAACUGAAAAAUUACUUUCCAACUUGGACAUGCAGGAGAAUUUUCAAGUACAGCCCAGUGUAACAAUGUUUACAUAAAGUAAAGCUAUCAUUUCAAUACUGUUUUUUUAAUGAAGUUCAUAGAGUUAAAGCAUAAAACUUCUCUCUUUGUUCUAAUUUAAUUUUUCAAAUUCUGUUAAGUAAAUCCAUGUUUUAAAUCAGUAUUGCCUAUCAGUUCUUUUUAAAGGGAGCUUAUUCUUUUGUUCUGAUUGUCUUAAUGUUAAACAUCCAAGUCCAAGGUAAGUAAUGAGAUACUGGUUUUGUGAGCGUUGAAGAAGUGGGUUAAAAGAUUGUCAGGAUAAUUGCUGUCUUCAGUUUUGGAAGUUCAUUUGUCUGUCUAUAAUCAUGCAAGAGCAAGGCUUGGAAUUAAUUGAUACAGGAUGGGAAAAUCUGAUCUGACAUGCAGAAGAGCACAGGUCAGUCUGUAAAGUUGGUAAUGUAAGCUUUUUGUUAAUUAAGUGGAAACCAGUUGCAAGUAACUGACAGGCUUAAAGUUCUGUACCUCCUUUUUCAGGAGUCAGUGUUUAAAAAACAUUGCUGCUUCUCUAUUGCUUUUAAGUAAAGGCAGCAGAGCAUCAUUUGGCCUUGGAUUUAAUGCUAAGUAUGUUCAGGGCUCGCUUUCUCCCUUUUGUUCAUGCACCAAUCUUUUUGCUGUCCUUUGAUUUGCUGCAUGUAUUUUGUGUAAAGUCAUUUUCUGUGGCCUGUGGGAGCGCACUCAUAAUCUGAAUUUAGAGUAAUUGAUGAAUUACUGCAUUUUGUCAGCAAGUACAAGCAUCAAACAACAUUAGUACUACAAAGUGCACAAUCUAAUCAAAUAGAAAAGUCUUAACUGAAUAACUCUGGAUAUAAAAAGGAAGGGGAGGAUCACUUUCUUUUUGUUAACCUAGCAAAUCUGGCAGUGUUUGAGACUUGACAAUAGUCUUAAGCUUUUCCUUAUUAUUACCAGUUUCGGGAUUUGUAUGCACAUACCUGCAAGUGGUAGACACAUAGGCACUCCCCCCUUCUCUUUCUUUUUAUGUUGUAUCUUAUGAUACAUCUUAUUAUAAAGCUUUCCUAAACUUUUUGCCUUUAGUUUUUCCUUUCUAAAUGAUCUCUUAAACUAGUGGUUUUAUGAUAUUACACCUGCAUACAGAAAUUAGAUUUUAAUAGAUGUGGGUUUUUAGCAAGUUGUGAUUACACUGACAAAAGCUUAUGGAAGGAUCUUGAAGCAAGGUUCCUCCAACUGUUCUUGAAUAAUGAUAUAGAAAGCUUCCAUAUAUGCUAAUUAACUUCAUUCCUCUGGCAAACAAGAUAACACAAAGUAUUGUUACAUAAAUGUAGAUAGGCUGGAAGUAUUUAAAUGUCCAGGACUAGCAGGAAUUGGAUCCUGCAAGUAUAGUGCUUGUGAUGAAGCAAAUUAUAUGCUUAACUUCAAGCAAUCACUACAUACUCUUGACUUCAGUAAGGGUUACCACUAUUGAGUUUAAGCAUUUCCUUGGAUAAGGGCAAGUGCAUGCUGUAUUUGAUAUACUCUUCAGUAAUGGGAAUAGGUAAUGUAACUUCUUUUGGGUCUUCCCCCCUCCAAUCUACUAUAGGGGAAAACAUUCCAGUAGAAUUUCAAAGAAAUUACUACCUAACUGAGUUCUGAGAAAAUAAAACUGGGGAAAAAAAAGGGAGGGGAGGCAUCAAAAUCUUGAUAGCUGCUUGAAGAAGCAAGAGUCGGUUAAAUGAUUAGAUUAAAUGUUAUUUUUCUAAUGCAAGUUUGUUAAAUAAGGUUAUUUAGAAGUAUUGAAACCCUUCAGUGAGGAUAAAAGCACAGGUUCCUGUAAUCUUUUCUGUAUGGCUGUGUCUCAAGUGCCAAAAAGAGUGUUGAAGGAGGGAAGGUUGAACUUGAAUGUCAGUGCAAGUCUUUGCAGCAGUUGAUAUCUCCUUGGGUUUUAAGCAGUGCUUUUUAGUGCUAUACUUGUUUGCUACUCUUCAGCUAGUGGACAAAAGUCCACUAGGUUUUCAAGCACCAAAACUAUUGUGGAACUGAGUACUAAUCAAUAAAUACACAUUUGAAGAAGUAGCAGAUAUCUGGGGGGUGGGGAGGGAAAGUAGGUUUUGUGGACCGGGAGAAUAACAAAAUUAACCUAUAAUGACUGAUAGGUUUUCAUCCUAUCCUUGUAAUUUCUAUUGAAGAAUUUGCAGUAAUUACAGAUAAUAUUGACUCUUCUGGGCUUUUUUAAAAACAAUUAGUAUACUUUUGUAGAAACUUGACCUAGAACUACAGAAGGCAUAGUCUUGUCAAGGUGGAAAUAUAUUUUGCAGAAGUCAUAGCAGUGAAUCAUUUUACCUUCUGAGUUGUUUUGUGCAUUGAGACUUUUAUCAGUCAAGGGUUAAUUGAUAGACCACCGAUGAUUAUAUCGAUUACUGUUUCUCAUGUAUCUUUGGUAUUGUCACUAUUCUAAUUGAAACAGGUUUUGGGGGGGGGG
Molecule: messenger RNA, 4018 nt
Organism: Melopsittacus undulatus (budgerigar)
Lineage: Eukaryota; Metazoa; Chordata; Aves; Psittaciformes; Psittaculidae
Gene: SAMD8
Product: sterile alpha motif domain containing 8
Exons: 7
Coding region: 139-1386 (415 amino acids)
Biological process (GO): ceramide biosynthetic process
Cellular component (GO): endoplasmic reticulum membrane; Golgi membrane; plasma membrane
Molecular function (GO): protein binding; sphingomyelin synthase activity; ceramide cholinephosphotransferase activity
Source: RefSeq, a predicted model, not a curated record